AUGAAUUAUUUCAAGAAAGCCCGGAGCCAUGUGCAGGGUGCUAUGAAUGAUGCCCGAGAACUGGCACAACAGAUACAACAGGACUAUAAGCAGUCUCAAGGGAGCAACGAUCAACCCCUUACUACUACCGCCGGAUACUACCCGCCCACACCACAGCAGCAGCAGCAGCCUCAGUAUUCCUAUCCCUCACCCUCCCGCCAAUAUGAGAAUCAUGGCUAUGAGCCAAAGGUUGCGACCGGAACAUUUAACAUGGUGCCAAUGGCGAACUGUCACACGGAUGACGUGGACAGCACGGACCACCCUCUCGAGCGGGGAUGUCCCGGGUCCAAGUUCAUUUCAGUCGACCUAGUACAAUUUUACGUCUUCAAGCCCCAAUUCCGGGAGAAGGUAGAAAUCAUCGAAGACCAAUUUGGGAUAUGCAGCUCGUGUUACGCGGCUCUCGAGCCAGAACUCGCAAGCUACUUCCAGCCCCUGAGUGAGCCCGAAGGGACGCACCCAGAUGGUCCCACCAGGGCGCGACAGGCGACAUUUAAUUGUGACAUGGCGCUCCCGGCAGUUAAAGCGCUGUUGCACUACGAAUGCGUGCCCAAACGAACAAUGGAACCGCUUCUGAACUUUGCAAAGGGCACAACGGAAUGGUUCAGUUGCGGUAAUAGUAGCCAGCAGAUCACGCAACCCGUGGAGUAUUACACGGUGAAGGCCAUUGACGAUAUGGCGGUUUGUAAAUGGUGCUUCGAGCGAAAUAUCCGCGGCACCGCAUUUGAGCGAGAGUUCACUCUGUGUGGGCCGAGGACAGACUGGAUUUGGAUUUGCGACUUUGGGAUGGGCGGCUAUAUAUACAAGGCAAUGCUUCGGGAGCUCGACGGGUCAGGGUCACAGUCCCCGAACAUUUCUCGCUUCGUGGAGAAUGCCCGUCGACGCAUGGCGCUACCACCGUGUCCAGGCGCGGACAACACAUUUCCACCGCCUGGGAACGGGGAACGUGUGUUCACGUAUGAGGCCGUGGCGGGUAAGUCCGGAGUUUUCUGUCAGGCCUGUUACUGGGAUAGAAUUCUUGGGACCAGUAUGGAACAACUCUUCAACGCUUACACGGAGCUUGGGGACGAAUUUCGUGGACAAAUCGGGUGCGAUAUGACGGCCGUUGGAUCCCAAUUCGCCAUGGACGUAGCCAUCAAGACUGGGAAUGAUGCAGCCUGGAGACGGUGUAUGGAAGGACGGGGCAAAUACCCGCAGUGUGCCGGCGUCCUUGGAGUCGAUGAAGAGGACCUCCAGAAUCAAGAUCAAGAUCUUAAUAGGUGGUAUCAUCUCAACGACCACCCCAACAUCGAGAUCUGCCAAUGGUGCUACUGCACCACCGUCGAUCUCCUUGGGGCUUCUGGGCUCUUCUCCCCUAUUAGCCGGCCUCUGUGCCCAGGCGUCGUACGCAUGUGUUUUCUCUCCGUCCCGGAGGACCUCAGCGCCGACACGAGCGAUCGUGAGAACUUUGAGAACACGCUCGUCUGGCGCGGUACUAUCCUCCGCAACUGGCUGCAUCAAGGCUACGAAAAGAAUGGCGAUUUUACAGCCUUCAGACAAGCGGCGAGUGCCAUAGCAGCCCGGCCGCCUCCUUGUUCUGCCGGAAAGCGUGCCCACAAGCCCGCUUCGGGCAGGAAGUGGUACGGCAAUAACUUCUACGCAGAGGGAGACUUGCACAAGACGGCCAUAGCAGUCUGCGAGGAGUGUUAUGAUUACUGCAUAAAAGGAACAUCAAUAGAGUGGUUCGUAGGCGCUGACCUAACUGACAAGACGUAUGCCGGCUGCCCGAAUGGGUUCUGCUGCAACUGUUCCACGAAGCGAGGGCGUACUGAACUACGCCAGGCCUGCCAGAAUGGCGUCUUCAACGAGUUCGCCGACUAUCUCGCGCGGCGCAGAGAGGUCGAGGCGCGCCGGAAGAAGGUCGACGAGCUCUGCAACGAGCAGGCGAAGAGACAAUGGGCUCAGAAGGAGGCGAUUGACGCGUCGACGGCAGCGAUGCAGGUGAAUCUCAUGCAGCAACUCAAUGCCAACACGAACGCGACAAUGAUGCGCAUCGGCGGCUCCGUUGCCGAGGCCGCAGCACCGGAUUACGGCCAGCGGUUCGGGAAUUCCAAUGUCGGUUAUGGCUAUCUCACCCAUAACGGCGCCGCGGCAGCCCAGGCUAGUGUCGAUGCCGCCAAACUGUCGCAACAAUCGAAGUAUAUCUCGACAUGGCAGCCUUCGGGGAAUACGUGGCAAGAUACGCAGGAUCUGUUGGCUUUGUCGAAGAUGAUUCAGGCAGAAUGGGAAGCUAUUCAGUAG
Xylaria bambusicola is the source of this 2316-nucleotide messenger RNA. RefSeq lists its product as uncharacterized. NCBI's taxonomy places the organism in Eukaryota, Fungi, Ascomycota, Sordariomycetes, Xylariales, Xylariaceae. The transcript has 2 exons. Bases 1 to 2316 code for a protein of 771 amino acids. The record is from RefSeq and is a predicted model, not a curated record.